CAACUCUGUCACAAGCAUAUCUGUUUUCUUAUUCCUCUAUUUAUAACAAAAAAAAUAUCAAAUGCGAUAAUAUGUAAGUAAUUAUCGUAUCAAGAAAGUGUUAUCGCACCACGUUGUAAACACGUGCGCAUGAAAGUUCUCGAAAAUAACGAUUGUACUGUAUAUCUUUUUUUUAAUGUUAAAAGUAACAUAUUGCAUCUCUUGUAAGUUCACAAGCAGCUCGGUCAAAUCCGCAAGUAUAUCGUCCGCAUAUUUCGGAGAUAGAUAUAAAAUGUCUGGAUUAACAGAAGUUGAGAGCAGUAAAGUUUUCGGAGGAUGGCAGAAGGUGUAUACACACAACAGUACAGAAUUGGGAUGCCAGAUGAGAUUUGCUGUCUAUAUACCACCGCAGGCUGAGAAGGAGCUGGUACCAGUUAUCUACUGGUUGUCCGGUCUCACUUGUACCGAAGCUAAUUUCAGUCAAAAGGCUGGAGCACAGAAACACGCUGCAGAUCAUGGCGUGUUCCUCGUCAUACCCGACACCAGUCCAAGAGGAUUGAAUAUUCCUGGCGAGGAUGACAGCUAUGACUUUGGGACUGGCGCGGGAUUCUAUGUGGACGCGACAUGCGAACCAUGGAAAAAGAACUAUAGGAUGUACAGCUAUAUCACCAAAGAAUUGUCAACUUUGAUCAACAAGGAAUUUCCAAUUUUGCCAUCUAGACAGUCCAUAAUGGGCCAUAGUAUGGGAGGACACGGCGCUCUAAUUUGCACCCUCAAAAACCCUGGACAGUUCAAGACAGUCUCAGCUUUUGCACCCAUAUGUAAUCCAAUCUUGUGUCCAUGGGGAAAGAAAGCCUUCUCAGGAUACCUGGGUGGCUCAGAGGAUAAUGCAGUAUGGAAGGAAUGGGAUGCCACGGAACUCGCAAAAAAAUAUAAUGGUCCACCUUUGGACAUUUUAAUUGAUCAGGGCAAGGAAGACAAAUUCUUAAAAGAUCAAUUAUUACCAGAGAAUCUACUAAAUGCUGCGAAGGAUAACGGCAUCGCGCUUACUCUCAGAUUUCAAGAUGGUUAUGAUCACAGCUACUAUUUUAUAACCACAUUUAUUGAAGAUCACUUCAAGCAUCAUAUGAAAUAUCUUAAAAGUUAGAGGUCUGUAUCCACACACACACACACACACACACACACAUACACACACGAUUGUUUUUAUUGUUAAAAACAUUAGGACUUUGAUAUAAUCAUAAUUUACAUUUUUACAAGAUUUAUUCUUUUACGCCUAUAUAUGUAUAAUGGAGAUUAUAUAUUGAAAUAAAUUUAAGAUACUUAAAAAGAUUACUUGUUUUCAAAUGAGUCAAUAAAACUUUGCAUAGUGUUAAUAUAAAUUCUAUAUUUCUCGUAUUGUUUUUUUUAAGGGGCGAUAAAUUUAUAUUUUUUUCAUCACAUGUAAAAAGAGUAUAAAUAACACAAUCUAUAGUCUGUAUCUUAAAUUUUUUUAGCAAA
Messenger RNA from Monomorium pharaonis (pharaoh ant), 1476 nucleotides. Its product is annotated as S-formylglutathione hydrolase. Gene Ontology annotation, cellular component: cytosol. The transcript is spliced from 5 exons. The coding region runs from base 176 to 1126 and encodes 316 amino acids. NCBI's taxonomy places the organism in Eukaryota, Metazoa, Arthropoda, Insecta, Hymenoptera, Formicidae. The record is from RefSeq and is a predicted model, not a curated record. Gene Ontology annotation, biological process: formaldehyde catabolic process. Gene Ontology annotation, molecular function: S-formylglutathione hydrolase activity.